CCGCGCGGUGUCCCGGAUGGUGCUCGCACCGGAAGAGAAGGGGCAGCUCUCCCAGCCAUCUUGUGGCAGCAUCCCGCUAGUUGUUUGCAUCAAGCCUCGUAGAAUCGGAGGUGAAUCCCGCUGAAGGGGCGCCAUCAUGCCCGGACACCUGCAAGAAGGCUUCGGCUGCGUCGUGACCAACCGGUUCGACCAGCUAUUGGACGAUGAGACCGACCCGUACGAGAUCCUGAAGGCGGCAGAAAACAAGAAGAAGGAGGCGGCCGCUGCUGGAUCAACCAAAACCGCGGCUCAAGCCGCAAAGCAGCCGAAAAAGGAGUCUCAGAAAGACAGGAAAACCCCGCUGCAGGACAAAAAAGAUGAGUCCCAGCCCCCUGUUCCACUGAAGAAAGAAGGUAUCAGACGGGUCGGCAGAAGACAGGAUCAGCAGGGCCAGCCUGGUCCUCAGCACCAGGGUGGACAAGGUGAGGGGCGGCCUGCCGACAAGAGGCCUGACCGGAGACCUCCUCGAGAGCGGCGCUUUGAGAAACCCUCUGAGGAGAAGACCGAAGGGGGUGGAGAGUUCUCCACAGACAAGCCUUCUGGAGACAGGCCCCCCAGAGGGCGUGGUGGCGGCAGGGGUGGACGUGGUGGUCGAGGACGGGGAAUGGGUCGUGGAGACGGAUUUGAUUCACGUGGGAAGCGAGAUUUUGACAGACACAGUGGCACUGACAAAUCCAACCAGAAGAGUGAUGAAAAGCGUGGUGGCAGUGGUUCAAAUAACUGGGGCUCUGUAAAAGACGAGAUCAGUGAGGCUGAGCCAACUCCUGCUCCUGAGACUGCUCCUGAGGGAGAGGAGAGUGCUCCUGCUGGCUCUGAAAACAAAGAAAAUGAGGUUGAAGAAGUAAAGAAUGAAGGUCCCAAAGAGAUGACUCUGGACGAGUGGAAGGCCAUGCAGGAUAAAGAGCGCACCAAAGUCGAGUUCAACAUCCGCAAACCCAACGAAGGAGCUGACAGCCAGUGGAAGAAAGGAUACGUGCUACAUAAGUCCAAGAGUGAAGAUAGACCAGUUGGAGCUUUGAUUGACCCUCCAGAGGCUGAAGUAGAGGCUAACACUCUUUACCACAAGGGCACUCCUGAUGAAUCAAGUGAUCAUCAUUUCCGCAAACCAGCCAACGAUAUCACAUCCCAGCUUGAAAUAAACUUUGGAGACCUGGGCCGUCCUGGGCGCGGGCGUGGGGGAGCUCGUGGAGGGAGGGGCGGCCGUGGUGGGGGAGGCAGCAGAACAGCACGAGGGGGAGGACGCUCUGAAAAGGCCGGCGGAGUGUCAGUCCCUAACGUGGAUGACCCUGAAGCCUUCCCAGCUCUGGCCUAGGCCUGUCCACACCACCUGCCCACCCAUCCGCCCCUCCGGGCCCCCUCUCUCUACGAGGCUUGCAUGCUUACCACAUCCUCAAGUAUAAAAGAAAACAAUGAAAAAAAUACUGUAUAGUCAUCCCACAUCCCCACACCACCAGAGGACUCAGACUUUACGUUAAGGAGAACAAAGACGAGCAGAUGGAAAAUGGACCUCUUGUUACACUGAAGUUUUGUACCUAGGAACAUGAAAGCAGGGAUGUUUUCAUUUUUAUUUUAUUUGGCCCACAAAUUAUGCAUUCUUAACUGAUGUUUUGUGCUACUUGAUUUUCUUCAAAUUGGUUAAGUGCAGCUUUUUCCAUACAGCUUUUGUGCUCUUCAUUGUUUUAGCCUAGUAUUGCAUUUAUACUGGAGUUUUCCCCCAGUAAUAACACUGAUGUUGUAGCACUACACUACAUAGAGGUCUUUUAGUAGUUACUGAAAUAUGGCUAAACUUGCUUUUUAAAGUGUAAUUAAGCUUAUCCUAAACUUGGCUGCCCAUUUUGUGGGGUUGGAAUUGAAAAUGGGUAUUCAGGUGAAGUUGUAUUUUUUCUGCUUGUUGUGCAGUGAGAAGUACAUGCCUCUUUCCUUUUUUAAUAGCUUGCCUUUUUGGUGGACCAGUGGUUCGUUUUGUAUCCCUGAUGUGCUGCCUGUGUUUUCAGGGUGUUCCAGGGCCCAAUGUAUAUUUUAGACUGGUCUUCUUAGGUCAUACAGACUGUAAAACUUAGGACCACUAAGCAAUUAUUGUAUUUUUUGUUUGAAAUGGUGUGAAUGUGUGUGCGCGUGCACGUAUGUGUGACCCUGAAUGUGUGAAAUGGACAGCGUGUUGCCGAUAGUUUUGAAUAAUCUUGGUUUAUUUUUUUUGGCACAUUUUACACCUGAAAAGUUAAACCUAUACUGUUUCAUUUUAGUUGUGAUUGACUAUUGUAUACUGAUACAUAUCUUGGAGUAUCUGUAAAAAAAAAAAAAAAAAAAAAAAAAAAAAAAAAAAACAGAUCUCAAAGAACGUGUCCAGAUUGUUGGUUCAUGCUCACUGUCUAAUGAUUUUGGUCCAAACUGCAGCACAAAUGCAUUAUUUGUCUGAAUUGUCAUUGCUGUCAUUGUGGAAAAAUCCACAGCUACAGAAUGUAAUGUAAGCUAGUGGUGCUUCGGCCACCUGUGUCAGCACUUCUAGCGAGCAUCUUAUUUCAAUGAAGUGGGUAUAUAUUUCACAUGGGACUGGGAGUGUUGGCGGAAUAUAUGUAAAAAGUGACUUAAUUUAAAUUAUGUUGUGUUUUGUAAAGACUUGCUGGCAGUGCCCUGAUACAGAUGACUGGAGCAGUUUUAUGUAGGACUGUCUGGCCACAAACAUCCCUCUUCUAAUAAAACGCUUUAGAGGUGUUAAAUCCACUCUGCCAAUCAUGGUUAUUUCAAAUCAAAUCGUUUUCAUGUCUUCACAAGAUUCAUAUGGAAAACGGGGUACAUUGAGCCAUUUGUCAUUGCAUCUGCAGUCUUCGUGUUGAGACGAUGUAAAAUAGAAAUAAAAUAAAACCCUUUACAUACA
This is a messenger RNA of Boleophthalmus pectinirostris (great blue-spotted mudskipper), 2914 nucleotides long. RefSeq names its product plasminogen activator inhibitor 1 RNA-binding protein-like. The transcript is spliced from 9 exons. The record is from RefSeq and is a predicted model, not a curated record. Gene Ontology annotation, cellular component: cytoplasm; nucleus. The coding region runs from base 137 to 1351 and encodes 404 amino acids. Gene Ontology annotation, molecular function: mRNA 3'-UTR binding. Lineage: Eukaryota; Metazoa; Chordata; Actinopteri; Gobiiformes; Gobiidae.